AUGUCGAACCUUGCUGAAACUGCUCGUGAGGCUGUCACUAGCGCAACACAGUCCUUCACGCCCCUCAAGUCGGUGUGUGUGUGGCUCAAUGGCUUCCACAUUUACGCCGAUGAUUUGCACCGCAAUGUCGAAGCCAAUCACUACUGCUCGCAGAUCAAGCCUGACUUGAAGCAGUGCUUGCUUUACGACUCUUCAGACAAGGAUGCACGCUUGAUUGGUGUGGAAUACAUGAUUCCUAUCGAGCGAUUUGAAACGUUGCCGCCUGAUGAAAAGAAACUCUGGCAUACACACUUCUGUGAAGUCAAGUGUGGUAUCUUGACAAUGCCCAAACCAACUGGCGUACCGUCUGCGGUGUGGGAAGCAAGCGAGACGGCAGAGAUGAAGGAGCUCGUCAAGUGGGUUGGCAAGACGUAUCAUUUCUGGCAGGUGGAUCGAGGCGAUGCAUUGCCCCUAGGUGAACCAAAAUUGAUGAUGUCCAUCAACAGCGAGGAGCAAUUGGACUUGCAAAAGAUCAAGCUGCGUGAUGACAGGGAGGCAGUGGACAGGCAGCACAAGUGUGCCGUUCGAAAGGAUAUUCAGCUACCUGAGGCUCCAAUUGGCGCUGAUGCCUUCAAUAAUGUCAAGUUUUGCGUCUAG
Molecule: messenger RNA, 636 nt
Organism: Protomyces lactucae-debilis
Lineage: Eukaryota; Fungi; Ascomycota; Taphrinomycetes; Taphrinales; Protomycetaceae
Exons: 1
Coding region: 1-636 (211 amino acids)
Source: RefSeq, a predicted model, not a curated record